AAUGUAUAUACGUUGACACAUUUAUAACACUGCGAUCGUCCUCCUUGUAUAUAGGCUUCGUGGAAACGGUGAAGAAUGAAGUCACGAAAAAUUUUAAUGCGAAGUAAUACCUAUGGAAAAUUUAUUUCAUUCAAUAACAUUUCAGAAACAUUUAAAUGUGUAAUAAACAGCGUAAGAUUUGGAUCUACUAUAGAUCCCAAAGAAAUUGAAUUUUUUGAAAAAAUGAGUAAUGAUUGGUGGGAUCCCAAUGGUCAUUUAUUUCUUCUUCAUCAAUUUAAUCGCAAUAGAAUACAAUUUGUACGAGACGGCUUAGCUAACACAGGAAUUAUUAAAGGUGAUACAAAUUUACCAUUAAAAGGUACUAAGAUUUUAGACGUCGGAUGUGGUGGUGGAAUAUUGUCCGAACCAUUAGCCAGAAUAGGAGCUGAAGUUACUGGAAUAGAUACUUCGUUGCAGUUGAUAGAUGUUGCUAAGAAACAUGCCUUAUUAGAUUCUGACUUAUUAGGAAAAUUAAAUUAUGUUCAAACUACUGUCGAAAAUUUUGAGAAAGAAAAUAAAGAGAAGUAUGAUGCAGUUGUAGCUUCAGAAGUCAUAGAACACGUUAUCGAUCCACAAUUGUUUCUUAAAUGUUGUUCAGCAAUUGUGAAGCCUGGAGGGUCGCUGUUCAUUACUACACCAAACAGAACUUUGUUAUCUUGGUUGAGUGUAAUUAUUGCAGCAGAAUAUAUACUUAAAUAUGUACCGAUGGGAACACACGAAUGGAAUAAAUUUAUUUCGCCAGAAGAAGUUCAACGUUUGCUAGAAAUUUAUGGUUUAAAAACUAAACUGAUUCAUGGAUUAAUAUAUAAUCCAUUAAAACAUGAAUGGAUUUGGUCAUCGAAUACUUCGAUGUUUUAUGCUCUUCAUGCAUUCAAAAAAUAAAUGGUACAAACUUUUUAUAUUACUCGUAUAAAAAUAUUUCUUUCUUUUCACUUAUACUAUGUAAUUUAGAGAAUGUGGGGAAAAAAACAAAUUAAAAUGAACUCUUUUUAUUAUUAUUAUUAUUAUUAUUAUAAAUGUAUAAUAUAAUUUAUAUAUGUAUUUAUACAUACACAUCAAUUUAUAUAUAUGUAUAUUAAAUUAAGAAUCAUUAUUAAAAAAUUGAGUCUUCAGGAUA
Messenger RNA from Polistes canadensis, 1156 nucleotides. It is a transcript of the gene Coq3, whose product is annotated as ubiquinone biosynthesis O-methyltransferase, mitochondrial. Gene Ontology annotation, molecular function: 2-methoxy-6-polyprenyl-1,4-benzoquinol methyltransferase activity. Gene Ontology annotation, biological process: ubiquinone biosynthetic process. The coding region runs from base 76 to 921 and encodes 281 amino acids. The transcript is spliced from 5 exons. Lineage: Eukaryota; Metazoa; Arthropoda; Insecta; Hymenoptera; Vespidae. The record is from RefSeq and is a predicted model, not a curated record.